GUGUUGUGUUUAAAGAAGUAAACAAAAUACAAAAAUAUAUCUUAAAAUAAUUAAAUAUGGGUGAAGAUGAUAGUUUUAUGGAUAAAAAGAAGCCUCACAAGUCGAAACAUUCAGGUGUGAAAGCUGAAAAGAAGAAAGGAAAGAAACAACUUCCAACAGAUAGACAAAAAAAUCCUAAAGGUUUUGCAAUCACAUCAGCUCGAAGUGCAGAAUUGAGAUUUCGAAGGAAGCAAGACUUGCAAACUAAGAAGCAUCACAUACCGUUAGUUGAUGCAACACCUGAAGAACCUCCACCGAUAGUAAUUGCUGUUGUUGGACCUCCAAAAGUUGGAAAAUCUACUCUUAUUAAUAAUUUAAUUAAGAACUUCACAAGAACUAAUGUCACAAACAUUAAUGGACCAAUUUCGAUUGUUGUGUCAAAAAAACGUCGUUUAACAAUCAUCGAAUGCAACAACGACAUUAAUGCAAUGAUUGACAUAGCAAAAUGUGCCGAUCUCGUCUUACUGAUGUGUGAUGCAAGUUUUGGCUUUGAAAUGGAAAUCUUUGAGUUUCUCAACAUCUGUCAAGUUCAUGGAAUGCCGAAAAUUAUGGGAGUACUUACACAUCUCGAUGCUAUCAAAAACACGAAAGCUUUGCAGAAAAAGAAGAAACUUCUCAAGCAUCGGUUCUGGACAGAAGUUUAUCAAGGUGCAAAAUUAUUUUAUCUCUCAGGAAUUCAACAUGGUGAAUAUUUAAGAAAUGAAAUUAAAAACCUUGGACGUUUCAUUCAUGUUAUGAAGUUCCGACCAUUAACAUGGCGUGGCCAACAUAGCUACAUUUUAGCUGAUCGUGUUGAAGACAUCACGAAUCAAGAAGAAAUUCGUUUAAAUCCGAAAUGUGAUCGAAAUGUCGUUCUUUAUGGAUAUGUUCGUGGAAUUCCACUUAAGAAGAAUUCAACUGUUCACAUUGCUGGUUAUGGUGAUAUCAAAAUUGAUGAGUUGGAAGCAUUGUCUGAUCCAUGUCCAAUGCCAUCAAGAGAAAAGAAAAGAAAUUUGCUAGAGAAGGAACGAUUGUUAUAUGCACCGAUGUCAGGUGUUGGCGGAAUUGUUUAUGAUAAAGACGCGGUUUAUAUUGAACUUCAAGGAUCGCAUAGCCAUCAUGGACGAGAGAAUGAACAAUCAAAGCUUGUCAAAGAAAUUAUUAACAAGAAGGAAACUUUCGAUGAACAAAUUCAAAAUCAAGAAUUUCGAUUAUUCUCAGAUGGCGACGUCAUCAAGUCGAUGGAUUUCCAAGAUGAUGAUGACGAUGAUGAAGAAGUUGAGAGUGAAAAUGAAGGAAGUGAUGAUUCCGGAAUGGAUUCAGAACCAGAAAUGCCAGAAAUGAAUGAUGGAAGUGGUUGGAAACCAGAUGAAGAUGAUGAAGAACUUCAAGACGAAGACAAUUCAUCAGAUGAAGAAUAUCAAAACUUAGAAAACGACCCUGAUGAUUUAAUUCACAUGUCAUGGAAAGAAGGUGUCGCCGAUCGUGCACGAGAUGCUUAUUUAGAUCGACAAUCAAACAAUCAAAAUCUCAUGAAGUUAGUUUAUGGUAAAGCUAAAACUGAUCAAGAAACAACAAAUGAAGACGAUGAUGAAAUCGGCGGACUUUUUAAAAAUGUCACUAAACACCAAACACAAUUACAUCAUGAGAAACAACAAAGAGAUGCAAUCGAAUGCCCGUUCUUCGAGAAUUAUGGCGAAGGCGUGAGAAAUUGGACUUCAGAAGAAAACAAGAAAAUGCUCGUCAAUUGCUUUGUCACUGGAAAAUGGAAAUCAUCUGAAGAUGCUGAAAAACUUCUUGCGCUUGAUGACAUGAGUGAUGGUGACAGUGAAGUUUAUGGUGACUUUGAAGAUCUUGAAACUGGUGAGAAGUUUACAGGAAAGGAACAAGAAGAUGAUGAAGACGUCGAAGAAGCUCCAAAAAUUGAUGAAUCAAAAAAGAAACGAAAGUAUGAGAAAGAUGAAGAAGCUAACUUGACACGUGCUGAACUAAUGGCGAAGAAAUUGAAGCUUAAGGAAAAGUUUGAUGCUGAAUAUGACAAUCCUGAACUCAAAGACAGUCACAGAAUCGAUGGCGAAGAAUCCUUUUACGAAGCAUUAAAAGCAGAAGCUGACAAACAAGCGGAACUCAAUCGAAAAGAGUUUGCUGAACUUGAUGAGAAUGUUAGACUUGAAAUUGAAGGUUUUCGAGCUGGUCUUUAUGUUCGUAUGAGUUUCAAAGAUCUUCCUUGUGAGUUUAUUGAAAACUUCGAUCCAACUUAUCCAAUUUUAAUCGGAGCAUUGAACAUGGCUGAAGAAAAUAUUGGAUUAAUUAGUUGCAAAGUAAAGAAACAUCGUUGGUAUCGUAAAGUGUUGAAGACAAAUGAUCCACUAAUCAUUUCGUUAGGAUGGCGACGGUUUCAAACUGUCCCAAUGUUUGCAAAAAUUGAAGAUGAUUUAAAGCAUCGUUUCUUGAAGUACACGCCGAAUCAUGUGACUUGCAACAUGAGCUUUUAUGGUCCAAUUACACCGCAAAAUACCGGAUUCCUUGCUAUUCAAACAGUCAGCAGUGACAUUAAAGAAAUGAAACGAAUUGGAUUUCGAAUUGCUGCAACUGGCGCUGUCAAUGAAGUUGAUAAAACAUCGCAAAUUAUGAAGAAGCUGAAAUUGGUUGGAACGCCACAUAAAAUAUUCAAAAAAACGGCAUUCAUAUCAGGAAUGUUCAAUUCAGCAUUGGAGGUUGCCAAGUUUGAAGGAGCAAAAAUUAAAACAGUUUCGGGAAUACGCGGACAAAUUAAGAAAGCAGAACGUGAACCGCCAGGAUCAUUUCGUGCAACGUUUGAAGAUAAAAUUCAAAUCAGUGAUAUUGUUUUUUGUCGAACUUGGUUCAAAGUUGAUGUUCCACAAUUUUAUGUGCCGAUUACGAAUUUAUUGCUACCAAUCGAUGCUAAAUCACAAUGGCAAGGAAUGAAAACGCAUGGACAAUUGAAACGAGAGAAAAAUAUCAAAGCCGAGGUUAAUGAAGAUCAUUUAUACAAGCCAAUUGAAAGACAAGCACCAAGCUUUAGGCCAUUGAUCAUUCCAGCAUCACUUCAACGCUCUUUGCCUUACAAAGAUAAACCGAAGAACGCUUCGAAAGAUCCUAAACAGAAGUUUGAAGCCACACGUGUUGCUGUUAUUCAUUCACCUCACGAACAGAAAAUCACUAAAAUGAUGAAAAUGUUGAAAGCAAAUCAUCAAGCAAAGGAAGAGAAACGAAAAGCAAGUUUAAAUGCAAAGUUUGGCGAGAAGCUUAAGUUGAAAGAAAAAGAAGAUUUGAGAAAUUUGCAACGACAGAAGGAACUUAAAAAGAAAGUUUUUCGUGCGUUAUCAAAAAUUCAAUCGAAGGAAGAAAAAGGAGAGAAAAGUGGAGGAAAGAAAAAAUUUCAAAAGAAGAAUCGCGGGAAGAAAAUUGGAGAUGAAUAA
Messenger RNA from Clunio marinus, 3461 nucleotides. NCBI's taxonomy places the organism in Eukaryota, Metazoa, Arthropoda, Insecta, Diptera, Chironomidae. The record is from the annotation of a GenBank genome assembly.